This is a messenger RNA of Anisakis simplex (herring worm), 483 nucleotides long. Lineage: Eukaryota; Metazoa; Nematoda; Chromadorea; Rhabditida; Anisakidae. The record is from the annotation of a GenBank genome assembly.
AUGUUAUUGUUGGAUCGCCACUGCAAAGGUCCUCUUGACGCUAGUGAGGUGACCAGAAUGAAUUCGCUGCUUUCGAAAGUUCGAGAUUUCCUACCUCAGAUGGCUGAAGCGAAUGAAAAAUUAGCGAAAGAGCAAACCGAGUCGUCCGGUAUCGAUAUCGCAAAUGUUGUUGAGAGUGACAGUGAUUCGGAUCUGAGUGCUGAUGAGAUAAGUGAAAACGCAGAGAAAUCUGAACAGGCAGAAGAACGAACGCGUAUCGAAAUAGACUUGUCAGUUUUCGAAGAGGCAUCAAGUUCAGAAGUGCGGCGAUCAGAAUCGGACUCAUCGAGUGCGUCCGAAUCAGAUGACGAAUUACCAAAGGCCUUCCAAAAGAAUGCGAUUAAUGAUAAGACAGUGAGUAAGGGAGGAAGUGGCAAGAGCUCAACUCGGAAACUUAUCGAAGAAAUUCAGUCGUCAGAUAUGUCUUCAUCGGUGUUGAAAUAG